Oldenlandia corymbosa var. corymbosa is the source of this 2946-nucleotide messenger RNA. NCBI's taxonomy places the organism in Eukaryota, Viridiplantae, Streptophyta, Magnoliopsida, Gentianales, Rubiaceae. The record is from the annotation of a GenBank genome assembly.
UCUAUCUCUCUCCCCAGAAGUAAAUCCUUUUUCCCUUCGGUUUCCUCCUCCGUCAACUUUUACUAUUCAUUCAUUCCCAUUAAAAAAGAAAAUAUUAAAAUAAAAAAAAAAAGACAAAUUAAACAGUUACUCAUCAACCACCCCCUUUUGAGGUUACUCCCGCUUCAUUUUUUCCUUACUCUCUCUGUUAGUGUACUACGUAGUACUACGAGAUUUUUUUCUAAAUAAAAUCCAUUGAAUUUCUCGAAUUCCGACACUGCCAUUUUUGUUUUUUCCUUUUUUUUUUUUUAAGUAUACUGACAUUAAGGAAGGAAUCACGCUCGCUUGUUUCGGGACAAAUUGUGUAAGGAAGAGGGGGAAGAAUGCAAGAUCCAAACUCGAAGCAAGCGAGUCAGAAUGGGCCGCCAUUUUCAUUCCGGCCUACCAAUCACCGGAGAGCUCAUUCCGAGGUCAACUUCAGGCUGCCGGAGGAUUUAGAUCUGGUGUCUGACCCCUUUGAUGCGCCUGUCGGGACUAGUUUUGACGAGAUGGGAUCCGAGGAUGAUCUCUUCUCUACCUACAUGGACAUCGAGAAACUCGGUGGAUCUAAUUCCAAUUCUAACAUGAAUGAUGCUGAUAAUGCCGGCGGCGGCGGCGGCGCUGGCGGCUUGCUGGAGAAUGGAGUUGAUGGAGAUAAGGGUUCGACGCCGGUGGGAACUAUGAGGCCCAGGCAUAGGUAUAGCAAUUCUAUGGAUAGUUCCAGUUUAAUGCUGAAUGAGAGCAGUAUUGAAGCCAAGAAAGCUAUGGCUCCCGACAAGCUUGCUGAACUUUGGACCAUUGAUCCAAAACGUGCGAAAAGAAUUUUGGCCAACAGACAAUCUGCUGCUCGAUCGAAAGAGAGGAAGGCUCGCUAUAUUAACGAACUUGAGAGAAAAGUUCAGACACUUCAAACAGAAGCAACCACUCUCUCUGCUCAACUCACUCUGUUUCAGAGGGAUACAACAGGACUAACCACUGAAAAUACAGAGCUUAAGCUUCGGCUACAAGCUAUGGAACAACAAGCUCAACUGCGUGACGCAUUGAAUGAAGCCCUGAAGCAAGAAGUAGAAAGGCUUAGAAUUGCAACUGGCGAAAUAGCAGGUCCUUCUGAUUCAUACAAUUUGGGCAUGCAACAUGUCCCAUAUAACCAAUCAGCCUUCUUUGCACAUCAACAGCAGCCAGGCCCAAACGAAUCCCAAAAUGCACAGAUGGCCCAGUUUAAUGCACUGCAGGCUAAAAUGUCAAAUCAGCAUCAUUCUUUGAUUGCAGCUGCUCAAGCUCAAGUGCAGCCCUACUCAGAUACUUUACAGCAGCAGGAUCCCCUCGGUCGUUUCCAGGGUCUUGACAUUGGUAGCAGAACCGCCCAUGCAGUAAAAUCCGAAGGCCCAUCCGUUUCCGCAAGUGAAAGCAGCAGUACAUUCUGAUUCGUCGUGGUUGGCCCUUUAUCUCGGCUCUACUUGUUAAUGUUAAUAGACUGACACCCAGUUAAGCACCCAGGUUCACUGAUAAUUCUUCAAAUUUUUUGAUUGUUUAAUGGAUUUUGAGUCUUAGAAGUAAAGUAGCCUUGACAUGUUGUUUUGUUGUGAAGUCCUUGGUGAUGGUGGUGGGCUUCUGAUUCAUUUCUUGUCCGUCAUAAAUUUUUGAUUCAACUCACAAACACAUAGCUUCUUUUUUUUAUGGUCAUGUGUCUGGGAAUGGCCGCUGUUACAAAAUAGUUGCACUGCUUGUGUGAUGUUAUUAUCUGCAGUAAACUUGUAAUAGGUUAAAUUUGUCCUAGUCCAUGUUUGGAACGGGGAAAUUGUAUUUAUUUACUGUGUUUUUGGUGGGUCAAACAUUAGUGUAUAAUCUUUUAUUGUCUUAUUUGACAUCCAUCUUACUCAAUUAGUUUUCUUAUUUAUCCUCCUCCAUGACAUGUAAACUUUUCACUUUUUCUGGGUCAGUGUUUUACACCUUCGCUAUCAUCAGCGAUUCAGCAUCUUCAAAGCAUGUUCAGUGACGUUCAUUGCUUGAUCAUUUGACAAAAACAGAAUUUUGAUGGAUACCGGUGGGGACUUCCUUGUCUAUUAGGAAUCCAAUUGGUUCACUUAAACAAAAACUCUGAAUUACUAUCACCUCCAGUUUUACCUUUUUGCGACUUUAAUUCAUGGUUUUGCUUCUUAAUUUCCCUUACCCUUCUUCUAAAAGGACAUCAUCUUCUUCAACUUUUGCUUUCUAUUUGCUGACCGAUCUCAGCACCAAUGCCAUAGAAAAAAUGUAACUUGUGAUUAGCCCAACACGAGAGGUCCUAGUUAUCACUAACUCAUUCAUUACUCAUGGUUCAAUUCAAAGUUUCAAACUACGAACCACCUCUGAGACAAUUACAUCACGACACAACAUCCUUGUAUGGCUUAACUGUGUUAAUUUUCUGUUUUCGCCCGUUGAGUGAAUGAAAAACACAAUGCUUUUCGACAUUUCAUCGCUAUCAUUUGGUAAUCACGGUUCUUCAUAAACUGUCUUCCUCGCUAGGUUGAAGAAAACACACCAGUGAAGAAUCUUCUGGAGUGUGAAACACAAGAUGGAGUUGCUUUCAGUUGCAGAAACACACAAGAUGGAGUAAUAAUACUGCCAAACGGUAAAAGGUACUAUAUUCGACGUAAGUCAAGUUGAUGGAAGGCGAAAACACAGAAACUUGGAUGUUUAUCCAUUUUUGUGUAAGCUCAAACAAUCAAGUUUAUUCUGGUGAUACCAUCAAACAUUGAACUGAUGCAAACUUCCCACCUAAGCUUAGGACAUAAACCAAAGUUUUUGGUCCCAAAAAUGUAACAAAUGAACAGACUAAAACAACUUGCAAUAUCGCUGAUGCAGUUGGGACCAUAUAUAUAUAUAUAUAUAUAUAACCAUAUCCCACCAUUUUUCAAGUUUUUAACCUCUCAAGUCUCAACAACAAAG